Molecule: messenger RNA, 1659 nt
Organism: Debaryomyces hansenii CBS767
Lineage: Eukaryota; Fungi; Ascomycota; Pichiomycetes; Serinales; Debaryomycetaceae
Product: DEHA2E00594p
Exons: 1
Coding region: 1-1659 (552 amino acids)
Biological process (GO): transmembrane transport
Cellular component (GO): membrane
Molecular function (GO): transmembrane transporter activity
Source: RefSeq, a predicted model, not a curated record
AUGAUAUCAUUUAAAGUAUCAAAAAACAACAGCAAUAGCAGUUCCAGUAUAUAUUCGGCUGCGAUUUCACAUUUGGAAGAAGGUAAGAUGAAAGGUUUAGUUGAGCAUGUGGAGACAGUCGAAACUGGUCCACACGGAAAGGGAAAAUUGCAUUUGCGGGAUGGUGAUAACAUAGAUGAAGAAAGAGUUGAUAAAGAUAUCCUAGCCUACAUGGAAGAUAGUGCUAUUGAAAUUGAUGAUACAACCAACAAAAGGUUAAGAAGUAUGAUAAAUAAGAGAAUAUUACCAUGCAUGAUCGUUACUUAUUUUUUGCAGGCAUUAGAUAAAGGUACACUUUCUUUUGCAUCUAUAAUGGGUAUAAGAGAGGAUGCCGGAUUGGUAGGUCAACAAUACUCGUGGUUAACAACUUGUACUUACUUGGCUGUAUUAUUUUGGGAAUGGCCAACAAAUUGGAUAAUCCAAAAGUUACCAAUUGCUAAAUAUUUGGCUUUCAAUAUUAUAGCCUGGGGGAUUGUCUUAAGUUGCCAUGCGUUGGGAAAAAACUUUGCAAUUUUGGUUGUUGUGAGAACCUUAUUAGGGUUCUUUGAGUGCUGCUGUCAACCAUGUUUUAUUCUAAUGUCUGCCAUGUGGUAUAAGAGAUCCGAACAGGCUCUGAUUAUUGCCUUAUGGUAUAUGAUGAAUGGUGGGCAGCAGAUUGUUGGUGGUUUGCUAUCAUAUUGCUUUUCGUUGAUUGACGGAGCAGCAUUAAGAAACUGGGAAAUAUUAUUUUUGACUUACGGAUGCAUUACUGUGGUAUGGGGGGUUUUUGUUUUAUGGUGGACUCCAGAUUCUCCAAUGAAAGCUAAAUGUUUCUCUGAAACGGAUAAAAAAUUGAUGGUUGAAAGAGUCCGUUCGAACCAAACUGGAAUCCAGAAUAAAGAGUUCAAAAAAUAUCAACUUUAUGAAGCUUUGAGUGAUCCUCAAACUUACUGUUAUUUUUUUAUUCAAUUUUUAACAUCAUUGCCAACCUCUGGACUAGGGGCAUUUGCUAAUAUAAUUAUCUCGUCUUUUGGUUUUUCUGUCUUACAAACUCAAUUAUUAGCUAUGGUAUUAGGUGCUUAUUUGAUUGUUUUAUUAUUAUCAUCUGCAUGGUUAUCAUCUAGAUUUAACCAAAACAUUCUUUUUAUGAUUUGCUAUGUGGUGCCUUCGAUUAUUGGCACUGUUGUAUUGAUGACAGUAACAUAUACUGGAAUGGAUACAGACUCUUACGAAUAUAAACUUAGGCGAGGAGUAUUGCUCUUCUGCUAUUAUUUAACAUUGUCCUUUUGGGGUGUUGCCAACUUGGGACUUUCUUUGCUCUCAAGGAAUAUUGCUGGUCAAACUAAAAAGUCUUUCUGUACUGCUUUAAACUUUGUUGGGUGGGCUGUCGGUAAUUGCGUUGGUCCCCAGGUUUUCAGAGACCAGGAUUCACCAAGGUAUUUGACUGCAUUUGCAACUCACAUGGGCUGUUAUGCUGCUCUAAUAAUCUUAUUACUAUGUAUGAGAUUAUGGUUGAUGAAAGAAAAUUUUAGAAAAGAUAAACUCAUCGAAAGAGGUGAAGCAGUUGCUGACAGCAAAUUGAAGCAUGCUUUUGAAGACUUAACAGAUAUGGAAAAUGUUAACUUCCGUUAUGCGUAUUAA